Engraulis encrasicolus (European anchovy) is the source of this 333-nucleotide messenger RNA. RefSeq lists its product as uncharacterized. Lineage: Eukaryota; Metazoa; Chordata; Actinopteri; Clupeiformes; Engraulidae. The annotation marks the transcript as partial. The record is from RefSeq and is a predicted model, not a curated record. The transcript is spliced from 5 exons.
AUGCAGUAUAAGCUGCUUGACCAGGCUUGGUACAAUCACCACUCAGGACUUCAUGAGGGCAACCAGGGCCUCAACUGUGACCCGUGGGGCCGUGGCAGUGACGUGGGCUCAUUGCCAGAGACACAGAUCGAGGUGCCUGGGGGGAAAAGCACCAGCAGCAGCAGCAGCAGGAACAUCAGCAGCAAUAACAGCAGCAAUAGCAGUGGUGAAGAAAGAAAGAAAGAGAAAGAAAGAAAGAAAAAGAGAGAGAGAGAGAAAGAGAGAGAGAGAAAGAGAGAGAGAGAAAGAGAGAGAGAGAAAGAGAGAGAGAGAAAGAGAGCAAAAAAAAGAAAA